This is a messenger RNA of Hemicordylus capensis (graceful crag lizard), 1993 nucleotides long. RefSeq names its product family with sequence similarity 81 member B (gene FAM81B). Bases 628 to 1752 code for a protein of 374 amino acids. Lineage: Eukaryota; Metazoa; Chordata; Lepidosauria; Squamata; Cordylidae. The transcript is spliced from 9 exons. The record is from RefSeq and is a predicted model, not a curated record.
GGCUGGCUCUUUACUUCACUGUCACCAGCUUACACUGGAGGGCACUGGCUCUCUGAUGUGACCCUCUGGCAUUGAUAUCAGAUGCAGUGUGAGGGAGUCGCAGACCCAUAAGCUGGGGUGGGCCAGCAGGACAGGCCCAGGCCCUCCUAAAUUUUUCUCUGGCCCCCUCCUAAAAUUUUUACAAACAAUUUUAAUAACUGCUAUAUUGUAAGUUAGUAGAAAGCAACUAUGGUGGUAACCCCCCACCCCCCGCACUGUCGGCACCACCAAACCUUUAGGCUGGUUAUGUAGUUUUUACACAUGGCUUCUUCGCACUUGUACAACAGCCUCAAUACCACAAUUUUAAAGGGGAACUAAAGUUUGCUUCACAAGCAAUAGUCAGCACAUGGAGGCUCAUUGGAACCAGCUCAGCACGUUUGGUUGAUCCAUGUCACAAGCCAUUUUGUGUGAACAAACUUGAUACAAAGAACAGACCACACUACAUAAUUAGUCUCCAGCCAAAACAUGAGACGGGUGCUGUGAAGAAGCAGUGUCGAGGAAGCAGACCUUAGUUCCCUUUGAAAUCUGUGGAACUUCCAUGUAAGCAUGCGUUAGCAUCAGAGUAAAGAUAAGACACUUCAAAUAAAGAUGUCUACAGAAGACACUACAGAGGUGGUUAAAUACCUUGACAAGAGUCAGGGUCAGUCUUUCUUGCCUGCGAUUCCUAACAUUGCUGGAAGUAGAGUGAAUUAUCUUGAAGACCGGAUAUCCAAUCAGGAGAGGACUACAGCUGUUCUUCUAGAUCAGGCCUUUCGAAUCAAAGAUGACAUCGUGUCUCAUCUUCAGGGUAAUAAAGGCUUUCAACAAGGAGAGUUUGUAGCACGCCAACUACUGGAAAACCAUAUACAGACUAUCACAAGCAUAGUUAAGAAGCUGAGCCAUGACAUAGAGGUUUUGGAGAGACAAAUAAAAACAAGAGAUGAUGUGACAUCAGGAACCAGCUAUGCUGUGCAGAGUCUUGACCAUAAACAUCUUCAGGGAGUUGGGGAUCUCCGUGGAAGAGUGGCUAGAUGUGAUGCCAGCAUUGCAAAACUCUCAGGAGAUACAAAUAUCAUCAGGCAUGAGAUCCAAAAACAAGAGAGAGAAAUUCAUGCCAUCCAGUCUACCUUGGAAAAUUAUUCUAAUAAUGUAGAGAUGAAGGUAAUGCAGCUAUUAGGCAAGAUAGAGACUGCAAACUCAGACCAAAACUCACAUUUAAAGGCAGUGCAAGGGGAUCAGCACCAUGAAUUGCAGCUCCUGGAUCUCAAGAUAAAUGGUCUUUUAAAUGACCUCAAGGAUCAAAUUCAAAACCAACGAAAGUGGACAGAAUGUGAGGUGAGGAGGUCUGAACAGGAGCAAAUCUACCUCACAAACCAGCUUAUUGGCGCAAUGAAGGGCAGGCUGGAUGCAGUGGAAAUGAAAAUGGAAGACGGAUUUCAUUAUUUUUGCAACAGGACAGAAAGCAUAGAUAAAGUGCAGCAAUUUGAUACAGAGCUGAGCCAAGUUAAAAAUGAUCAAAAUAAACUCCAUGCAAGAAUCAGUAGAUUUGAAAAACGAAUGUGGAAUGAGUUGGAGGAAAUGCAGAGUGAAUAUAGAUCAGGAUUUCAGUCUAUUCGUGAUUCUCUUGAUGCACUUAAACAAAUACAGACAACAAAGCUGAAACUUGAAAAAGAGAAGUUUAAGCAAGACAUGAAGAAGAUACGACGAAAGAUAACUGAGCUUCAAGAUGACUAAUGCCAUUUUUAGGAGCUUUAGUUAUUUCAGCAGGAAGAAGUGUUCAAAAGGUCAAGCAGAAAAAAAAUCUCAAUCCUACAAUAUCAGCCUUGUUUUCCUUUGAAUCCAUAGGAUAUUGUAACUUAUGAUACAUUGGUGUUGCAAUAACUCCUGAGAAAUCCAAGUCAAAUCAGUCUGGAUCAUAUUUAUGCACAAUUUAUAUUUUGAAGAAAAUAAAAUACAAGGGCUGACGGUUUGGUAA